AUGAUGAUGGACCUCGGACCUUCUGCAACUGUAUUUGCCCCGGUUAGAAUAGGGCUUGAGGUUGUUUUGGCUCCAACCGCCACGCCAACAUGCCAACCACGCAGCCGUGCCAUUGACAUCCGGCAAGCAGCAUCGGUUGAAACCUGUGGCUUCAUUGGCGGCGAUCCUGAUAACCCCGUCACCUGCGGCAGUUCUUUGUAUUGCGCGACAACCAGCACGUAUGUCGGCUGUUGCGAGUCUACAAACUGUGUGGGCCUUUUUACUACGUGCUACGAUCUCCUCGGAAAUUCCUGCGAUGCCAGUUGUCAGAACAACCCAGAGAACUUGGUCUGUCCGACAGCGCUGCCGUACUGCGCCCUGUAUAAUUAUGAAGGAGGCUCUGUCGGCUACGGUUGCGCCCAAGAUCGUGGGUUCACCACAACUGUGUUGCUCACGACCAAACAAACCCUCGGUCAGAUCACAACGUCGUCAUCAACGCCGACAACGAGUCCAAUAUCAACGUCGACGCCAAGCCCGACCCCAGAACCGGCGUCGUCGGGCUCUUCUCUGGGAGGUGGAGCAAUAGCUGGUAUUGUUAUUGGCGCUGUGGCUGUUCUUGCUUUUAUCGUAUUUGGCAUAUGGUUCAUGCGCAGAAGAAAGUCAAAGAAAACGGCAGCGACGACUCCAUCGUAUACUCAUGUUGCACGGGAAGAAACAAGCCCAGAAAUGCAAGAUCGUCAUACCGUCGCUUCAACCGCUUUCUCCGAUUCGACAACCGCCUACGCUUUACCGAGUCCAAGAACCGAUGCAUGGAAACAAUCAUGGCAGAGCCAGAGUGACCAAGAUUCUUCUUACGCUGCAGCGAAAGGAUAUUCGACCCCAAGAAUUCCUCCAGGUAGUCCUGGUUUUCCAGCUGAAAUGCCCGCUCCAGAGUCACAGACGGCUCCCAGCGAAUUAGACGGCUCAACACAGACCAAAUACUAA
This is a messenger RNA of Exophiala aquamarina CBS 119918, 963 nucleotides long. RefSeq lists its product as uncharacterized. The record is from RefSeq and is a predicted model, not a curated record. NCBI's taxonomy places the organism in Eukaryota, Fungi, Ascomycota, Eurotiomycetes, Chaetothyriales, Herpotrichiellaceae. Bases 1 to 963 code for a protein of 320 amino acids. The transcript has 4 exons.